This is a messenger RNA of Octopus sinensis (East Asian common octopus), 1300 nucleotides long. Its product is annotated as cytochrome c oxidase assembly protein COX18, mitochondrial. Gene Ontology annotation, cellular component: mitochondrial inner membrane. The coding region runs from base 71 to 1261 and encodes 396 amino acids. The transcript is spliced from 6 exons. Gene Ontology annotation, molecular function: membrane insertase activity. Gene Ontology annotation, biological process: protein insertion into mitochondrial inner membrane from matrix; mitochondrial respiratory chain complex IV assembly. The record is from RefSeq and is a predicted model, not a curated record. Lineage: Eukaryota; Metazoa; Mollusca; Cephalopoda; Octopoda; Octopodidae.
UUUCCCUUUUCCGUUCGCCGUUUAGUUAUUAUUUUAGAAGGAACCAGUUUCUCAUGAAGACCGUUUUGCUAUGAUUUCGUCUCUGCGAGUGAUUAUUAACAAUCGAACUUGUUAUCAAUCGUUCACUCGAUUUAAUUUGAUACGACAUUAUGGGAAGACAUCCUACAGCUGCCAAAAGUUCCACCCUUAUUCUUCGGGAUCCAACUUGACCAAAUGCAAAUGGGAUUCUCUACAUUCUGCUCAAUCUAAUAUCUACAAAUAUUCUACUCUUUGCCAACCAAAAACUACAAAUUUUGUUGAAAACAAUGGCCUCAGGAAGUUUAAACCAUACCAAAACACAAGUAUCUUAUCCAAAAAACAUUCAUUCUUCCCUCUUUAUAAUCAUGAGAGGACAUUUUCUAUGGAAUCUUAUUAUAGGUUUUUCUCUCCAGACUUUUUACCAAUAAAAUAUUCAUAUGAAUUUCUCACUUAUAUUCACACCCUGACUGGCUGCCCCUGGUGGGCCAGUAUACUUGUUGGCACCUGUCUGUUGAGGUCCUUUAUAACUUUUCCUUUGGCUGUUUAUUCAUUAUACAUUAUUGCAAAAGUCGAGUUGCUUCAACCUGAGAUACGGAGACUGUCGCAUCGCCUCAAAAUCGAAACUGCUAAAGCUGUACGGCAAUUUGGAUGGGAAAUGAACCAUGCUCGGAUUAAGUAUAAUCAUUCGCUUAAAAAAUUGAUUCGUGAUUUGUAUAUCAGGGACAACUGUCACCCACUGAAGGCCACUUUACUUGUAUGGAUCCAGAUACCCAUGUGGUUUUCCUUAUCAUUUGCUCUGCGCUACAUGAGUGAUUUCACACCUGGCCUCAAUCAAGAGAACCAUCUCUUCCACCCUGAGCUGGAGACUGAAGGCCUGCUAUGGGUCUCCAACAUGUUGCUACCAGACAGCACAUGGAUCCUUCCCGUAGCACUUGGACUCAUUAACCUUUCCAUUAUUGAAAUGUAUGCAUUACAAAUGAAGAACACAAGUAAAUUUUCAAAAGUAGUAACAAACCUCAUUCGGUGUCUCAGUAUUGUAAUGAUACCAAUUGGAGCUUCCGUCCCAAGUUGUAUGUGUUGGUAUUGGACAUGUUCCAGCCUUUAUGGUCUUCUUCAGAACAUUGUGUUGAAAUUUCCCAAAGUCAAGCGAACUCUCAAGAUUCCAGAAACACCAAGUGAAAGUAAACAGCCACUUCAAGACCUUUUCGCUGCUGCUAAAAAGAAGUACACCUGGAAGAAAUAGGGCCAUACUUUUGGAUUUUCCAAAAAGAGAAAAAAAAAA